UUGAUCACCUGCCGUGUUGUGUGUUGUGCGACGUUCGCCCGCGGCCCCAGGUUAGCUAGAUUCGUGAGAGUUUAGGUGUCUUUUGCUGGGACUGGUCUUCGGGAGUUCAAACAUGUGUUGUUAACUCGACAAUUAUUUUAAGAAGUCACAGAUUUACCUUAUUUUUUGAAACGGACUAACGUUAUGUAGAAUUCGGUUAGGAAGAAUUCAUCAGAAUAAGUCAUUGAUUUACAUUUGGAAUAUUUUUUUCAUUCGGGCGUGGCCAGGUAACCCACAAUCAGCUGAGGUCACGGACUGGGUUUGUUUACCUGUGGAUAUAUCAGACUGUUUGCACCAAAUUCAAACUUAGUCAUCUAUCUUAUCUUGGUGUGGGGGCCGCAUUUUUCUUUAAUCAACAGAUUAAAUUACAUUGUAUCUGUAUCCACCCCACAUCCCCCUGUUUGUAGGCACAUACAACCCCUAUUCCAUUUCCAUAUACCCCAGCUCUGUGUCCCUACACCUCAGAUCUCAUUGACUAUUAACGUUGAAGCCCACAUUAUCCAUACACCUCCCCCCCCCACACCCCAAUUUAGACUUGUCCAUGUGCCACUGUAAUAUGUAAGCUCAGUGUUCUAUGUGACAAGAAAAAAACCUACAUAUGACAAGGAGUCGUAACAAAAACUGAUUAGUCAGAAGCAUUCUGGCUUUUAAAGACAUUGGGCUGUGAAUCAAAACUUGGUGUGACAAAAUGAACAAAAGAUUUAUCUCUGGACACUGGUGCUGACACACCUACCAUCAUGAAGGGCACCCUAGCAGGAGGGGAGGAGGGGCAGGAUAACACCGCAGGAACUGUAUUCAUUCGUAUUGCUGUACCAGAACUUAAAGUACAGAAAUGUUUGCAGUUUCAGCUAGAACAUACAGUGUGGCAAGCAAAACAGAGGGUUCUUACAGCAUUUGCUAAGGACUUGAAAGACCCUUUGAAUUAUGGGAUGUACAUGCCUCCAGUCAAUGGCAAAGCUGGGAAGUUUAUGGAAGAAGAGCGUCUGCUCAGUGAAUAUCCAAUCCAAGGCCCAAUAGGCUUUUUAGAGUUCAAAUAUAAGAGACGUGUGUACAAACUGAUGCAGAUCAAUGAGAGAAAACUGAAACAAAUUCACUCUAAAUCCAAGCUGAAAUUGUUUCUGGACCUUGUAAGAGCAGGCAACACUGAGAAAAUCAACAAGAUGACCCUCAAGGGCCUUGACCCAAAUUUUCAUGAUCAAGACAAUGGGGAAACUCCAUUAACCAUAGCAGUGACCCUUGGUAAGUCUAAGUGCCGUGAGGUGAUAAUAGCGUUAGUGAGUGGCGGUUCUCAUCUUGACUUCAGAAACAAACAAGGCCUAACUGCUCUCCAUCGUGCAGCCAUUGUUGGGAACACAGAAGCCAUAAGGACUAUGCUUGAUCUGGGCGCAUCACCAGACAGCAAAGACUCCCAUGAGCUGACUCCGUUGUAUUACAGCGUGUCAAAUGAUGACAUGGUUCAAGACUGCACUUUCAUGCUCCUGCAGGAGAGGGCACGUGUUGGGAUUUGUGAUGAGCAUGGCUGGUAUGAAAUACACCAGGCAUGUAAACAUGGUCGCGUGCAACAUUUGGAACACCUCUUGUUCUAUGGUGCAGAAAUGGAUGUUAGAAAUUCCUGCGGCAACACACCUCUGCACAUCUGUGCACUGAAUAAUCAAGAAACGUGUGCGCGGGUGCUACUGUUCCGAGGCGCUGACCCAACACUUGUUAACUACAGCCAUCAGACAGCUGACCAAGUGGCAGCCAUGGCUGGGAACACGGCUAUAGCUGAGAUGAUUCAAUCCCACAAUCCUGAUGAUGUUGUUCCAUUUAGAGAGAUACCACAGUAUAGCAACCGGCGUAAAGGGGGCUCAAUGACUCCUUCAAUACGAGCCUUGUUACGAACACGUAGUGAUCCAAGGAUAAAUUUUGCUGGCCUGGAGGAUAUGAUGUCUCCCUCGUCUUCUUCCUCACCCAUUGGGGGUAUGUCCAGGCGCUACAAUGGAGGAGGAUUUAGAAUGAUGGACUCAGACUCUGCCUGCUCAUUAAGUGUCUCCAGUGCUGGAUCAAUCUCAGGCAUAACAGAUGACGGCAGGAAUAUGGCUGGGGAGAAAGGCUAUAGUGGACAAUUCUCUCAGGGAAAUGUUCGAAGAGCUGGAUCCAUGGGGGAUGUAACAAGGGAGAGCAACCAAAGAAAUACAUUAGCCACUCUAAUGCAAGCAGACAGGGUACGUAAAUCACACAGCAUAAAGAAACCAGACACCGCUCCGCUGCGUGUGGGUCAAGGUCGAUUCAGAUUCAUGGAAGACUCACAGCAUUCAGCGCACCACCCUCACAUGCAGGUUCUGAGCCGGUCAGCAUCUACUCGACUUCAGGAAGGUCAGGCCCGCGGCCGACCACAGAUCCGGCUGGAGAAUGGUCUGGACUUGGCUGAGCGCAGUCGAAGCCAGACGGCCCAUCGCUCCAAUAGCGACGCCUUCUUUCUCGAAAGUUCCAGGCCUGUGCUCAUCCGUCAGAGUAAUCUCCCUUCCUCGUCCGGUCUAAAUUUAGCACCGCCGUUACGCAGGAGCAGUUCCGUGGAGUUUGGACGAGUCAAAGAGUGGCUGCGUCGAAAUGAUUUCAGUCAGGGGUUGGAUGGUGGUGUUGACACCGGAAGUAGCUCUUCAGGAAGGACAUCUAAGGUCCAUAGCAGGAACAAGAACGUCCCUCCUCCUGCUCCGCCUCCCCCACCCCCUCCUACUGUGCACAUCAAACGAGAGAAGCUCAAAGACGCAGACCCCGUCAGGCUGGUUAGUGAAACAAAAAAGGAGGAAUUCUCGGGUGGGAAAUCUUUUCUGGAGGAGUUAAAAACAAAGUUAAAGGCCAGGGAAGUCGGUGACGUCAGCAGUAGAGGUCAUGCGGUGCCUACAACAGCCGACCUUCGAACUUUGCCGUCGAAUCACAGCAUGAAUCAUGUUCUACACUCGAGUGACUCAAUAAGUGAUCCAAAGAAUGUAACAGGUGAUCCGUACCAUUUAAAUGGUGGUACAAACACUAAGGAUGACACGGACAGUAUUCAAGUGAUCACGGGUAACAUUAAAGGUUUUAGAGGGACAGUUGAAGGUGAUGCGGACAAUAAAAUUGGUGAUACAGACACUACAAAACACGAUACGGUCCAUAUCAAGGGUGACGCCGAUAAGGGAGCGGGUGACACAGUGCAGAUAAGAGGUGACUGGGUCGAGCGUACCACGGACAAGGUCCAGGGGAAAACGGACCCUGGUCACGUGACAGUCCCCACCAACAGCCAGCCCGCGGUGGGGGGUGAAUCGGAACGUCACGGGAUCGGUGACAAACAUGCCCGUGUACAUGCCGACCCUACCACGGGGGCCGACACUGGUGGACGGGCCAUACGUGAAUGUUUAGUCGAGCGUGGAGGGCAGGACCUCAAUCAGCUGCCAUUCUCCCCGCCCGUCGGGCUGAUUACACCGGGGGAACAAUUGGCUCAUCAAAACAUACCGCCACUUGCCGGCGACACAGGUGAAAGGGGCGACACACACGCGAGGUAUGUGGUCACAUUAACACACGCGGCGGCGGACAGGGCCGUGUCCCGUGGUGAUAGUCGGCGCGUUCCUUGCACAGGCGGUUGUGAUUGUGACCAGCGCUGUUCCAACUCGGGAUAUUCGCAGGGGAGUUUGUGUUUACAGGAGCCCAGUCAGGUAGAGCAAGAAGUAAGUCAAGUGAAGCCAGAUUUAAGUCAAGUGAAGCCAGAUUUAAGUCAAGUGAAGCCAGAUUUAAGUCAAGUGAAGCCAGAUUUAAGUCAAGUGAAGCCAGAUUUAAGUCAAGUGAAGCCAGAUUUAAGUCAAGUGAAGCCAGAUUUAAGUCAAGUGAAACCAGAUUUAAGUCAAGUGAACCAAGAAUCAACUGAAUUUGAUGAAGAAAAACAAAACGAGGAUAAUGCUGAUGUGACCAAUCACGGUAAGUCUUCAAAGGAUUAUGUUCGUUUCGCGGAUUUGGACGAUUCCAGUAGCUCAUCUUCUGAUUCGGAUUAUCGAACUUACCGUUCGCCGUCUUUAAGUUAUAUAUUUUCUCACGAUGCCAGCCUGCGUACAAGAGCGAACCGGGCUUUGACGGGGAGUCAUCAGAACCUCGCCUCUCCGCCUAAGUUUCAGAGCUCUAGAAAAAAUCGUGCCGGGACCCGUUCGGCACCCAGCAGUUCUAGACAAAGCCACCAGCCAUCGGGCGUGCGCAGGUUGUUGUCUGGUCUCUUCCCCGGCGAGAUCUCCAGCACCAGCUAUGAGAUCACGGAGACGAGAUUCGUCAACGCCCAGGCGGGCGUGACGUCAUUGAAUGGACCAAGUGACCAGACCACAAAUUCCAGCACCAUGCUCAGCAGCCACAACCAUGACCACGAGAUUCUCCCUCCCUCUGCUGCCUCCAAGAACAGCAGAAAGGGCAGCAAUCCUUACGCCGCCCCCGGCUCCCUGUCGAGGUCGCGGUCCUUGUUCUCGAGCACCCCGUCGCUCUUCUCCAGGUCCACGCCGGAGGAAAAGUUUUGGAAGAAGGAGAUGAAGAGGCAAAAAGAGGAGAACAAGCGUUUAGAGGAGGAGAGAAAAAAACGAGAGAAGGAGGAGAAACGGCAGGAGAAGAAGAAACUGAAAACGCUGAAAAAGUCUGGCACCCUGCCGUCACGUGACUGGCGGCCACCGGAAGCGCUGAGGAUGAGGGCGGUGCCGAUUGAUUACCAGGACGAUCCCCGUAUCCCGCCCCCUCACCAGCCUCCGCCGCCCCCGCCCCAGGGACACUAUGCCACCCCUGUGGUCAACCUGAAGGGGGGCUACACCCUGUACGCCCCAGACAUGGUGAGGGUCGAGCAGGUGUACGGCACCACCACCCGACGCCCUCACCCCAACAGCGCCCAAUACGCUUCUCCUUAUGGAUACAUCCAGAACAGAGAUCAACAUCCAAGGGUUGUACUCCUGCACCGCAGUGCUGAGGGCUAUGGAUUUGUUUUACGUGGAGCCAAAUCCAAAAUCCCAACAGGGGGAUUUAAUAACUUUACCCCAACAACAGAGUACCCUGCCCUUCAGUAUCUGGACAGUGUUGAUGCUGGAUCACAGGCUGACAGGGCAGGUCUUAAGGCUGGGGACUUUAUACUGGAGAUCAAUGGUGAAAAUGUGGUGCGAGCCUCCCACGAGCAUGUGGUACACCUCAUCAGGUCGUCCAGUGAUGUGCUCACCCUCAAGGUGGUCACUGUUGUACACGGUGACCGCAACGACUGGCUGAUGCAUGCUGAUGGGGCCAUGACAUUGCCAGCCAGAAAAAAACAAGCUGCUCCCCUCCCACCUGAGAGAGACCCACACACAUCCCUGUCUUACAGCAAAGCUAGUUCCAAGUCAAUGACAGAAGGGCUGGCAGAGAUUGAGAAACUGGAUGCGGCCAUAGCAGAAUUUGAUGGUCAAGAAUCACUCCGACGUCAUUCACUGCAUGGGUCAGAUGAUCCAAAGAUUGCCUCUAUUAGAGGUUCUCACACAGUCAAGCGUGUCUCUGUGGUGGACUACCAGAGUCUCAUCUCAGGGGAGCCGCCUGGUGCUAAAGACCACAUGAGCCCAGCAGAGGCCAGGAUUAAGAAAUACCACAAAAAGACUCCUUCACAGAGCAUGGAACGUUCAAAGAGCACACCAGACAUCAUAGCUGCAGUAGAGCAGCAGGACAACGGCUACAGGUCCAUCAUACAGACUGGAAACAACCUGGGGGGUAAAAUGUCAGGCACCUGGACAAAAAGCCGACCUCCACCCCCAGCCCCGCAUGCUGCAGCUUAUUCUGGAACCUUGCAGGCAGUGCCUGCCAACAGGGACAUCUACACUGGUGUUGUGGCAGGAAGUGGGAUCUAUGGCAGGGGAAGUAACCCAUCCACGCCUGAGAUGGGUAGAUCAACCAUUCAUCCAAGCACUCCAGAAUUUGUCAGAAUCAACACUGGCAGCAAGAGCAGUAAUUACGCCAGUGUCCAGCAAGAUAUUGCCAAGAAGGCGGAGUCGCCUUACGAGUCGAGCUUCAGGCCUGGGAUCAAUGCCAAGCUUGUUGAUGUCCAGGUACAACAGGUUCUCAAUGACGGCCUGAAAGCAAAGAGAAGCAGUUCAAACCCAAAUCUGGACAAAAGCAUAUCUUUUGCUGAUGAGCGGGUGAUGGAGAAUGCCCAGAAGUUCAUUGAGAAACACCCCACAGCCACGCUGCUUGUCACAGCUGACAUUCACCCAGCUGAGCCAGAAGGGAAGCCUAACAUUAUUUAUGAACCUGAGCCUGAUUACGAUGACAGCGGGGACGAGAAGCCGAGUAAAUUCAACACCAGCAUUGCUUCUGCCAUUGCGAACUUGAAGUCUCCAACCGUCAGCGAUACCCACACCACCACAAACGUUGUCCGUCAGAACCACUCAGCCGUGACUGUCAUAUCCAUCAGCAGCGAUGCCAACAGAGGGGGUCAUAAGGUGACCCCUACCAGCUCCCCAGCCUUGGCUGCUUCGAGGAGGUCCCCAGCCACAUCUGCCCCAUCCAGUGCUAACAGCUCCAGGAGAUCAUCCAUCCAGUCCAACAGUGCACCUCCACCACCACCCCCACCUCCUGGCCCACCCCCACCUCCAGCUCCCCCUAUACCCCUGGUUCUGGGAACCUCCCCCACAGGGAGUGUCAACUCCACCCUGGGGCGGCGUACGCAAGUUGUGGACCCGCCAGCCGGGGGCCGUGUGUCAACUGAAGAUAUCCUUGCUGCUGUAGCUGAGAGAAAAUCUCGCCUUGAAACUGAGGGGCCCAGGUUGUCUGAAGUAAAGCCUGUCCCAGCAAACAAAUCAACCCAUGAGCUAAACCAGGAAGCUCUCAAGGCGGCCGUAGCCAAACGGAAGUCUCGCAUUGAACAAAGCCAGGACAAAUCCGUGGUUGAUGAGAUCGAGGCUCGUCUGAACCGCAACAAGAAACUACAAGCUGCCAAAUUUCUGGGCAGCGACACAAAAAGAGACGGGACUGACGGUGCAGCUCCACCUGCUGCUGCUGUAGAUCCCUCUCCAGCUCCCCCUCCAGCUGCCCUUGUUAAAAUUGAGACUCAGCCAAAACCUAAAGAGAUAACUCACCGCACUGAGCCCAGCCACCCUGCAGUCAAGCCAGAACCUGAAGGUGGGAUCCUAGACUUCAGGGCCCGCCUCAAGCCAGUCGCAGUUUCAUCCAAUGUCACCCAGCCAAAAGCAUCAACAAUAACAGUGGCACCUGUCGCUGACACUAAGGCUUCAACAAUAGCAGUGACGUCUGUGGCUGACAAUAAAGCUUCAGCAGUAACAGCAACAGCUGUCAAUGACACCAAGCCACAGGUUUCUAAAGUCAACAUCAGUACUAUUGUCACUAAAGCCUACAGAGCACCUGGGCCACCCCCAGCACCAGGGCCACCCCCUACAACUGGGCCCCCACCUUCAGCUGCUCCAGUAACCAGCCCAGUGGUCCCCACACAAGGAAACACGCCAGCUGAUUACAUUGCGCUGGCAGAAAAGGCCAGACAGGAGUAUUUAAAGAAGAAAGCAUCAGGCGGGCUUCAAACCCACAUAGAGAAGAAAGGACCAGUUGAGAUCACACCAGGCAAGAAGCAGACGCCAACAUCUCCAACUGCAACUGUUGUUGCCCUGACCUCCAGCAAGAGCCAGCUGACCAAGAAAGAUGAGAGCUCCCUGCCCAACAAAAAUGUCACCAAUGGUAAAACUAACGUGUCUGUCAUUGGUGUCACAGAGGACCACUCUCACACAGAGAACAACGGCACCAUGAGGAAAACAAAAAACAACGGGAAUAUCUCUCCACCCCCUGGCUUGAUCCCGCCUCCUCAGCUCAACAUUGAGUCUAUGGUGGCCCCCCCGCCUCCUGGGUUUGGGGAUUUUGACCAGAAGGGAACCAAAAGUGUCAUAGUUGACAUCAUCCCCCCACCUGUCACUUUUGGCAGUCGUGAGCAUGAAGGUCAAGACGACACUGUCAGUUUUGUCUCUUCCAUCUCCUCUCUCAGCACCCUCUCCAGUGAACAAGGAGAAGACCACCAUCAAAAUAUUGAAGAUCUGAUCGCACCCCCACCCCCUCCUCCACUUGAUUUUGAUGAUUUGGGAGACCAGGAUGCUUUUAUCCCUCCCCCGCCCCAGUUUCUUGAAAUAGAUUCCAAUGGGAAUGAGAGCCAGAGUUUGGACAAGAACUCAAAACCUUUUGCCACCAAAUCUGUCACGGCCUGGUCAUGUUUGGAUGUUUUGGACUGGCUGGACAGCCUGGGUCUGCCGCAGUACAGGGUCAGUUUUGCCAAGGCUUGUGUGGAUGGGACCAAACUUGUAGACAUGGGCAGGAAUGAAUUCAUUAACUUAGGCGUUACCCAGGUUGGGCAUCGCAUGAGUUUGGAACGAUCUGUUAAAAAACUUAAUUUGGCUUGUUCGACCAAUUUAUAAAUCAACAUACUUAAAGACCUUUUGACAAUGAUUAUGUGAUUGAAUCAUACCCAUCAACUGUUUAUGUUGCACCACGUACAGGUGAGCAUCUUGUGAUCCUACUGACAGUGUUAAAACAUUGUAUUCAAGAAAAUUGUGGUUUAUUUAUUUCUCUUUGUUUUCAAAACUCCAAAAAUGGGCAGUUGUCAGGGUUUGAGGCAACUGUGUCCCUCUGUGCUGUCACCAGCCUAUGCACAACAGAGCUGAACAAACUUAACUUCAAACACACUCUACUGUUUGUCUACAUGUACACUGGCAGACAUGGCAUACUGUCUGUUUAAAAAAGUGUUGGUCAACCAACAUGUUAUACUGUUUGUUUUAAAAAAAAAUUAUGCUUUAAAAUUGUAAAUAUACAUUUUCUGGGUGUACAUUUGUCCACUUUUAACCCUUUUAGGUUUGUAUUUACCUCAUGCAAUUUAAGCUCUGAGAUAUUUGUCUUUACACGUGGUAAACUGUAGUAAUACUGACCUCAGGAGAAUGAUUAAGAGACA
Messenger RNA from Physella acuta, 8977 nucleotides. RefSeq lists its product as uncharacterized. NCBI's taxonomy places the organism in Eukaryota, Metazoa, Mollusca, Gastropoda, Physidae. Gene Ontology annotation, cellular component: dendritic spine; postsynaptic density; postsynaptic membrane. The record is from RefSeq and is a predicted model, not a curated record. Gene Ontology annotation, molecular function: ionotropic glutamate receptor binding; synaptic receptor adaptor activity.